AUGUCUGGACCUGAGGAAAGGGGUGGCAGAGGUGCUGGUGGCAGUGGAGAAGCUCAAGCUCAAGGCCAACCCCGUGAUUCAGCCAUGGCGCCCAUGCAACCAAGUCUUGGCCCACCUAGGGAUGAGCCUAGGGUGUUUGGGCUUGACAAGUUCAACGGUGACAACUUUGCUGAAUGGUCCUUCAAGAUGGAGAACAUCUUUGACCACUAUGACCUGCUGGAGGUGAUGGAAGGAACGGAGAAGCGCCCCGAGAACGACCCGGAGAAGAGCCCGUGGGUGCGGAAGAGCGCACAAGGCUAUCUCUUACUUGGGCAAGCGUUGGGGAGCAGUCAGAUCCGUCACAUCAAGCCAUUCCAGCGUGAACCAGAGAAAGGACCAAAGGCAUGGGCUGCUCUCAAGGGUGUACAUGCUCCUGCAACAGCGGCGGUAGCGGUGGUGUUGGAACGGCAAAUGGCGGCACUACGAAUUGAAGAAAACGAAGCGGUUGAAGAAGGGGUGCAGAAAUUCUUCGACUUGUUGACGCGGCUUGAGGGAGCUGAUUUGAACUACAGUGAGCUCCAAAAGAAGACCAAGUUGCUGGCCUUACUCCCAGAGUCAUGGUCCUCGCUCAUCAUCAACCUUAAUCGCGACUUGCCCCGCCUCUCGCUUGAAGACGUGAAGCGAGCUAUCCUUCAAGAGGAUUUCCGUCGCCGUGAGUUGGCGAGUGCGGAUGGCGCUGGGGCAGCGAGCAUCGGCCGUGGAUAUGGUCGAGGAAGAGGCAGAGGACGAGGGGGAGGAAGGUUUGGUGGCAGCAACUUCGGCGGAGGCCGCAGGAGUGGCGGUUACGGCAGCGACGACAAGAGCUACGGACGCGGUCGCGGCCGAUUCGACGGCGAGUGUCACUAUUGCGACAAGAGCGGACACAUGUGGCGCGACUGCUACAAACUCCCUGAUGGUUGGACCCCUGCUCAAGGCCAAGAGGGUAGAGGAGCAGGAGGAGGGAGAGGACGAGGCCGUGGAGGCCGUGGCGAUCGCGGUGGCGGAGCUGCAAACAUGAAGAGCGGAGACAACGACAAGGACCCGAGCGACGAUCGAUACCCGGGUCUAUUCUACUUCGUGUCGACGCAAGUACCGGCUGGUCCAGAGAAGGAUGAAGGCUUUGAGGAGCCAGCAGCUGUGGGGAAGGUGACCCUACACCCCCUGGACUAUUGGGUGAUUGAUAGUGGCGCUACCUAUAGCAUGACACCUCGCCCGGACUUGCUCACCGAACUCGAGCCGUCACCGGUGAAGCAUGUCACAUCGGCUUUGGGGCAGCGAGCAGAGGUGAAAGGCAUGGGCAAGGCCAUGUUCAAGGGUGCUGAUGGGAAGAUGGUGGGCCUCAAGAACGUGCUUUGGGUGCCCAGCCUUGCUGCAAACCUGAUUUCCGUGCGGCGGUUGGCAAAGGCCGGCAUGGACACGAACUCGAAGGGAGCCAAGACCUACACCGCAAGGCUUGGCGAUCGAAUUCUUUGGGACCUUCAUGAGGACAGGGAUGUCUACAACGAGAUGUGGCAGAUCCCAGUAGUCCUUAUGCCUAAGGAGAGGCAAGUGGCAGCAAGCAUCAGCACCAAAGGUGGAGCGGUUGGUAGCGGCGAUUGCGCGGACGGUCGCGCUAAGGAGGAGUCCAAGAAGUGCAAUCUUGGAGGGACCAGCAAGCUUGGUGAACCUAUGGAGAGAGGUGCAGCAGCCAAGGAGCAGCAAAAGGGUGAGGAGAACCCCGAGGCAGCAGCGGAGGAGGACUACGGAGAGAGUAUGUGGGGCGCUAUUACGAGCGCGGCAUUCUCCAAUCCAACUUCGGGUACGGGGGAGUGUGAUUGGCUCACCUUGCAUCGGCGCAUGGGGCAUGUGGCCCUGCCCAUCUUGCAGCAGCUAGUGAAGAAUGAGAUGGUUGCUGGCAUACGUGUGAAGGGGGAGCCCGAUGAGGUGCUUGGCUGCCCGACGUGCAUUCAAGCCAAGUUCACCCGGUUUCCGUUCCCUAGUUCGGAGGCAACGGCAAAGGCACCACUUGAUGAGGUGGUGAUGGACGUGGUGGGCCCCCUGAAGCUUGGAGCUGCUGGAGCUGAGUAUUUUCUCACCAUUGUCGACGUCUACACCCGCAUGACUUGGGUGUAUGUGCUGGCCAAGAAGAGCGACGUGGCUGAAACGUUGAAGACGGAUUGGUUCCCGAUGGUGGAGCGGCAACAAGACCGUCUAGUCAAGUCAAUCCGCACCGAUCGAGGGGGAGAGUUCCUGAGCAAGGAGUUUGGGUUGUGGCUGAAGAAGAAUGGUAUUCGGCACUCCCUCACCAUGCCAUACUCCCCUGCAAUGAACGGCAUCGCCGAGCGAGCGAACCGCACAAUCACGGAGGCGGCACGCGGGUUGCUCAUUGAAGCCGGGCUACCCGACUAUUUCUGGCCUGAUGCGGUGCGGAGCGCGUGUGUGGCCAAGAACAGAGCCUUGACUCAUGUGGGAGCAGACAAAUGGGUGCCCUAUGUGGAGUGGCUAGGAAGGAAGCCAAAGGUGGAUAUGCUUCGGGUGUUCGGGUGCAUGUGCAUGGCGCUCGUGCCUAAGCAUCUUCGGCACAACAAGCUUGGUGCCAAGGCGGUGUGGGCCGUGCACUUGGGCAUGGCUCAAAACAGCAAGGGAUGGCUUCUUUGGGACCCAUUCACCAAGAAGUUCUUGGUGAGCAGGGACUGCAAGUUCAUGGAGAACUUCAUGUACAAGGAUUGGAAGGCGGAGAAUGAGGCGAAGAUAGGCGUGCGGUUUGGGGAGGUGAAGAGUUCCGGUUUGGAGCAUGUGGAGCUGCCUUUGGAGCUGAGCAGCGGCAGCACAACCACAAGGCAAUCCUCCCUUGUGAAUGGGGGAGAGGAGGCCAAUGAUGCAGAGGAAGAAGAGGAGGAGGUGCAGCAAGCCUUCAAGUCCCUGCAGCUGAGGAGGAAGGAAGGGGGAAGAGGAGAGUUCAACCCCCUAAUAGGCUGA
Molecule: messenger RNA, 2976 nt
Organism: Closterium sp. Naga37s-1
Lineage: Eukaryota; Viridiplantae; Streptophyta; Zygnematophyceae; Desmidiales; Closteriaceae
Source: the annotation of a GenBank genome assembly